GAUGUGGACUAGAUAGUGCCACCAGUGCCACCAGUGUCACCAGUGUCACCAGUGUCUAAUGUUGUGUUGUGGUGAGAGGAGGAGACGAAGGACCUUCUGCUAUGUGUAGUUCCCUAGGGCAUGACACUACGGCCCGCCCUGGCGCCUGUGCUCAGUUCCCACAUAUACGGAGUUACAUGUAGGUUACGUUAGGCUUGCUGACGUAUUUACCUUCCGGUGGUGAACGUCGGACGAAGCCACUGCGCUACAGAGAACCACAGGUAGGAACCGGGGGUACGGUAAUGUAAACAAAAUUAGAAAGACAGAUGAAGUGAGCCCCCGUGACCAGCAUCCCACCUACCAUGAACAAGGCUCUAGAGCCUAGUGUGACCCUUGGCAGCGGCGUGCCCUUAGAAGGAAGCGACUUACUGGCUCCAGGCGCACCGGUGGCAGUCAUGAGCGAGGAGGACCGCCUGACGGUGGAGUCCCACUCCCUCGACGUUACCGUCUGGCUUCUCAUUCUCUGCAUCUUCACCUUCUUCUUCAUCAUCAUUGUCGCCGUCAUCUGCAUGCAGUGGAUGGAGCGAAGGAGGGAACUGAGACGGAAGAAGAGAAACGACCUGACGCGAAUCCUUACCCUCUCCUUCAAGUCCCGACGACCAGGAGGGUCCCCGGGUCGUGCUGGAGGGCGUGCUGGAGGUCGUGCUCCUGGGGGAGGAGGUGUUGGAGGACGAGGUGGGGGCGUCGCCAGGAGUAGUGAGAGAAAUGCCGAGAAUGAGGGAGAAGAGAGUGAUGGUGAGGGUAGGGCUAGAGGGAGAAGUGAGGGAGGAAGUAGUGAAGGUGGUAGACCGUCAUUUCUACACCAUGGUUGCUACUCCAACCUCGCCCUCCAGGUGUCCUGCUCCUCCUUGGCUGAGAAGGACGGUGCCCCUCCGCCUCAAGGGAGCGUCACUCACCCCAGGGUUGAUCCUCCACUCAGUGCCCCGAGGGAGGAGCAGGCCAGCCAGCCAGCUGCUCAGGCCAAGCACUGAGCAUCAAGCCUUGUCUCGCGAGCUUGUCUCGCGAGCUUGUCUCACGGGCUUGUCUCACGGGCUUGUCUCACGGGCUUGUCUCACGGCCUUGUUGUAUCAUGCAAGCUCAUCUCCUCGUCUUGUUCUGUACCUCCCACCGGCGCCCCUCCCUCUAACUGUAUCUUACAAGCCUCUGUAUGUGUUCCUGUAUCUGAAUAUAAGCCCAUAAGUCGAUGUGUAUAAAAUUUUUGUAUUUUGACCUGUAUUUGUAUAUAUUAUAGCACCUCUUCCUGUACUAGUGGCUCUUUACCUUAAUUUAAUGGGGCUGCCCUCCACCCCUGUAACCUAAAGGGGCUGCCCUCCACCCCUGUAACCUAAAGGGGCUGCCCUCCACACCUGUAACCUAAAGGGGCUGCCCUCCACCCCUGUAACCUAAAGGGGCUGCCCUCCACCCCUGUAACCUAAAGGGGCUGCCCUCCACACCUGUAACCUAAAGGGGCUGCCCUCCACACCUGUAACCUAAAGGGGCUGCCCUCCACGCCUGUAACCUAAAGGGGCUGCCCUCCACACCUGUAACCUAAAGGGGCUGCCCUCCACACCUGUAACCUAAAGGGGCUGCCCUCCACACCUGUAUCCUAAAGGGGCUGCCCUCCACGCCUGUAACCUAAAGGGGCUGCCCUCCACACCUGUAACCUAAAGGGGCUGCCCCUCCACGCCUGUAACCUAAAGGGGCUGCCCCUCCACACCUGUAACCUAAAGGGGCUGCCCUCCACCCCUGUAACCUAAAGGGGCUGCCCUCCACACCUGUAACCUAAAGGGGCUGCCCUCCACACCUGUAACCUAAAGGGGCUGCCCUCCACACCUGUAACCUAAAGGGGCUGCCCUCCACCCCUGUAACCUAAAGGGGCUGCCCUCCACACCUGUAACCUAAAGGGGCUGCCCUCCACACCUGUAACCUAAAGGGGCUGCCCUCCACACCUGUAACCUAAAGGGGCUGACCUCCACACCUGUAACCUAAAGGGGCUGCCCCUCCACCCCUGUAACCUAAAGGGGCUGCCCUCCACACCUGUAACCUAAUGGGGCUGCCCUCCACACCUGUAACCUAAAGGGGCUGCCCUCCACACCUGUAAACUCGUUCUGCUGCUCAGCCCCAAAAUAUUAACAUAUUUAACAUUUAUUUUUAUUCUUUUGUAGAAAUAAUAAUUAACAAAGUAUCCAGAAAUAUUCGUUCUAAUUCUGAAGGGAAAAUACGGUAUAAUCUAUUGAUUUAUUUUUUAAACUGUCUUGUAUUUUAUUUAUAUCCAACUAUACAAGGUGUGCAUAUACAUAUAUUGUGUACAUGUUGCUGAGUUAUACAUAGUGUUCCCCUGUCUACAGCCUAUAUGCAGUAGUCCAUGUAUACAAACUGCAUUGUCCAUGUAUACAAGCUGCAUUGUCCAUGUAUACAAACAGUGUUUUAUAAAGUACCAAUAAAAUAUAAUAAAGUAACGUUCAGAAGAAAAAAAUACAUCUCAUGAACUAAUAAACAAAUAAUUUAUACAAUAAGUAAACAAAACAAUGAAAUAAAGAAAAUAAAACAAUCAGGAUUGUAUACUGUUAGUAAUGGUCACGUAACUAUUGGCAGACUGUAACACGUACAGUAACCAGCCUUGUAACGAAGCUUUGUAACCAGCCUUGUAACGAAACUUUGUAACCAGCCUUGUAACGAAGCUUUGUAACCAGCCUUGUAACGAAACUUUGUAACCAGCCUUGUAACGAAGCUUUGUAACCAGCCUUGUAACGAAACUUUGUAACCAGCCUUGUAACGAAGCUUUGUAACCAGCCUUGUAACGAAACUUUGUAACCAGCCUUGUAACGAAACUUUGUAACCAGCCUUGUAACGAAGCUUUGUAACCAGCCUUGUAACGAAACUUUGUAACCAGCCUUGUAACGAAGCUUUGUAACCAGCCUUGUAACGAAACUUUGUAACCAGCCUUGUAACGAAGCUUUGUAACCAGCCUUGUAACGAAGCUUUGUAACCAGCCUUGUAACGAAGCUUUGUAACCAGCCUUGUAACGAAGCUUUGUAACCAGCCUUGUAACGAAGCUUUGUAACCAGCCUUGUAACGAAGCUUUGUAACCAGCCUUGUAACGAAACUUUGUAACCAGCCUUGUAACGAAACUUUGUAACCAGCCUUGUAACGAAACUUUGUAACCAGCCUUGUAACGAAGCUUUGUAACCAGCCUUGUAACGAAACUUUGUAACCAGCCUUGUAACGAAGCUUUGUAACCAGCCUUGUAACGAAACUUUGUAACCAGCCUUGUAACGAAACUUUGUAACCAGCCUUGUAACGAAGCUUUGUAACCAGCCUUGUAACGAAACUUUGUAACCAGCCUUGUAACGAAGCUUUGUAACCAGCCUUGUAACGAAACUUUGUAACCAGCCUUGUAACGAAGCUUUGUAACCAGCCUUGUAACGAAGCUUUGUAACCAGCCUUGUAACGAAGCUUUGUAACCAGCCUUGUAACGAAGCUUUGUAACCAGCCUUGUAACGAAGCUUUGUAACCAGCCUUGUAACGAAACUUUGUAACCAGCCUUGUAACGAAACUUUGUAACCAGCCUUGUAACGAAACUUUGUAACCAGCCUUGUAACGAAGCUUUGUAACCAGCCUUGUAACGAAGCUUUGUAACCAGCCUUGUAACGAAGCUUUGUAACCAGCCUUGUAACGAAACUUUGUAACCAGCUGUAUAGCAAACAGUGUAACAAGACUUGUAAACAAACAAUUAUAAACAAAAUAUGGGAGGUAACCUUUGUUAUCAUUCUCCGUUCUUCAGACCAAAUGGUAUGAGGUACUUUGAGCUCUGUAAUUACUUCAUACACUUAGGAAUAUUGGAAGAUAUUCUUGUGCUGUACCCAGAUUUUCCCAGUGGGGGCUAAUAGAUCAGCCUUACAUAUUUUAUUCUCUCCUGAUAAUAUG
Procambarus clarkii (red swamp crayfish) is the source of this 3945-nucleotide messenger RNA. NCBI's taxonomy places the organism in Eukaryota, Metazoa, Arthropoda, Malacostraca, Decapoda, Cambaridae. The record is from RefSeq and is a predicted model, not a curated record.